Messenger RNA from Amphiprion ocellaris (clown anemonefish), 8463 nucleotides. It is a transcript of the gene ccdc102a, whose product is annotated as coiled-coil domain containing 102A. Gene Ontology annotation, cellular component: myosin complex. Lineage: Eukaryota; Metazoa; Chordata; Actinopteri; Pomacentridae. The transcript has 10 exons. The coding region runs from base 270 to 2114 and encodes 614 amino acids. The record is from RefSeq and is a predicted model, not a curated record.
CUCUCUUCAUCGAGGACGUCGUUUUCCAUCCAGACCGAAGGAAAAAACGGUGUUAAAAAGAGAGUCGGAAAGAGGUUUGGCAGGGAUAAAGGAGAACCUAUCUUGUUUCACCGGGAGGAAAAUAGGUGUUUCAGGAGGAGGUAAAGGCAGUCCUCAUCGACGCACCUUUUCUGGCUGAUCAGUGACUGAAGAGGACGAUGCUCUCUUGAGUUGCUCACAACCCUCCACCCCUUCAUUCUCUGUCCUUGUCAACACAAUCGUCUCUUAUCAUGAAUCACACUCCAAGCCCCCACCUGUCUGAAGGCAGCAAGUCAGCUGGAGGUGGCCUCCUAUGCAGCCUGGGUCUGGGAUCUGACAGGGGGAUACGCUCCCCAGACAGCCUCACCCACACCCCCAGCCCCACCGGAGAAACACCUAGCUCCAGCCCCCCACUGCUGCUGUCGCCCGGGCUGGGGAGCCUCGGGCUAUGCUCUCUGGGGGCCAUGAGUGAGGGGGCUGGAGCUGAUUGGGAGAGCAGGGAGGAACUGAGGCUCAGAGAGCUGGAGGAGGCUCGGGCCAGAGCGACUCAAAUGGAGAAGACGAUGAGGUGGUGGUCAGACUGCACAGCCAACUGGAGAGAGAAGUGGAGCAAGGUCCGUGCCGAGCGUAACCGAGCUCGUGAUGAGGUCCGUCAGCUGAGGCAGCGGCUGGACACACUCACCAAGGAGCUAACCAGUGUUCGGCGGGAGCGUCAGGAACUUGCCUCAGAGAAUGAGAUGCUUCGACAGGAGAUGCUGCAUGUCCGUGGCGACCACGCAGCUCCUCCUCCAUCUGCCACUUCUUUCUCCCCCACACACCCUCGUGGUGCUUACUCUUCCUCUACUCCCUCUAUCUCUCCCUCCUCCGCUGCUUCCUCCUCCUCCUCUCAGGUCCACACAGAUGGCAAGCUGGACAGGGUGGAGGAAGGAUUACCAGCAUCUCCAGAACCAGAACCAGUGAGAGAUGUGGACUUGGACAGACAAAAGAUUGGUCAACAAAAGGACCUGGAGCUGCUGGAAUCUGUCCUGCAUUCCAGGACCCCAGGCACAGACACGCAGGAGGCCUGGGACAGUGGCAGUGGUAGUGGUGGUGUUAACCCAGCUGGCUUUCGCUCAUCCACCGCUCUGAGCCGGCAGGAACGAAACAGGCAACUGUGGGAAGACAUGACCAUGGUGGAUGAAGACUCCAGCAAACUCAAUGCCCUGCAGCUUCGCCUGGAUGAGUCCCAGAAAGUUCUGCUGAAAGAGAGAGAAGACAAGCUUCUUCUAAGUAAGAGCAUUGAGAGACUGGAGGCCGAACUCAGUCAAUGGAAACUUAAAUAUGAAGAACUCAGCAAGAGCAAACAGGAGGCCCUCAAACAGCUGAACCUGCUGAAGGAGAUGCACCAGGAUGAACUUGGCCGCAUAUCUGAAGAUUUGGAAGAUGAACUGGGAGCUCGAACUAGUAUGGACAAGAAAUUAGCUGAACUUCGAGCUGAGAUGGAGAGGCUGCAGGUGGAAAAUGCUGCUGAGUGGGGACGUAGAGAGCGUUUGGAGACAGAGAAACUGGCCCUGGAGAGGGACAACAAGAAACUGAGGACUCAGGCUGAAGACCUGGAGGAACAAUUGGCUAAGAAACGCCGGCAGGCAGCCUCUGCACUCGACACCGACCUUAAGGCCAUUCAGAGUGAACUGUUUGAGAGAAACAAGGAGCUGGCUGACCUUCGCCAUGUUCACGCUAAGCUUAAGAAGCAGUUCCAGGAGAAGACAGCAGAGCUCGCCCAUACCAACCGGAGGGUGGAGAGCCACGAGGCCGAAGUCAAAAAGCUACGGCUGAGGGUGGAGGAGCUUAAGAAAGAGUUGGGACAGGCUGAGGACGAGUUGGAUGAGUCUCAUAACCAGACCAGAAAGCUGCAGAGGUCUCUAGAUGAGCAGGUGGAACACACAGAGAACCUGCAGGUGCAACUGGAACACUUACAGUCAAGACUGCGGCGACAGCAGCAGAGUCCUGGUCUAUUCGGGAAGAUGCGAUCAGCUCGAUUCAGUCCUGAAAAUCCAGACGGUCCGAGCAGCGACAUGGACGAAGAGGAGGAAGAACUGCAGCUCCAGAUCCCAUGACAUAUGCACACACUCACACAUAUGCCCUUUAGCAAAAACUUCAUAUCCCCACAAAUUAUUCAGUUUUUCAGCAGGAAUCAACACUGUCAAGCUAUCAGUUUCACAUUUAUAUCUCAGAGUCUAUACAUAUUUGUUUGGAUGCAAAUUAAAAUAGCUUCAGCUGCUUGCUGGGUAUGUCAUCAAUCAAUAAUCAAUUAAUAAAACGGAAGCAGUUUUAAUCAAAUCAAAGAUCAGUCUAUGCUGUUUAUUCCAGAAGAAAGAUGAAAGAAACAGAAGAGUUUGAAGAAGUCAGUGAAGCAAAGUUUUCAUCAAGUAGCAGUGUAAUAAGCACACACCUUAUCUUCAUAAAGACAACACACACGAUAUACACUAAGACUCAUACAUGCUCGGACAUAGUUGCAUAAAGGCACAGUCACAAGAUGAAACCCAGCCAGACUGAGACAGACAAUUACAGGAUGUCCACAGUGCAGUACUGGCUGGAAGAAUCUUUUCCCUUUUUUUCCCAAUUGAUUUGCUGACAAACUUCCAACAAACCACUCUCAACAAGGCCGACAUGUUUAAUCCUUUCAACAACUCAGUCAUUCUGAUAUCAUACAGGGUUUCCUCUACAUUCAUUCUGCAGCGGCGGCUCCUUUAAAUAUUUUUUUUUUUAAUCGUCGCAAAUACACCACCGCCACAUGUCUCCACCUUCACAGCAGUCCUACACUGUGUCGGGUACUCGCGAGUAGUAAGGCAAACUACAGAUAACUAUCUUGUUCUAAGUAUCUACUGUAUUUUUGCGACCAUAAGGUGCACCAUAUUAAAAGGCACAGUCUCAGUUACGGGUGCUAUUUCUGUAUUUAACACAUACAUAAGGCGCACCGGAUCAUAGGGCGCGGGCAUGGUAAAACAUACCGGUACGCUAGCUUAAAACAUGCAUGCUAGCGUGUGUUUUAAAAAAGGCAGCGGAAGCAAAACUGAGUUCAGUUGUACUUUAUUGAAGUAUUUAGCAAUGUUUUCACGUGGUUCUUUAUCAAUCCUCAUUCACAAAUCCAUCAAAGUCCUCAUCUUCUGUAUCCGAAAUGAACAGCUGGACUAGUUCUCCAUGGAACACGCCAGGUUCCCGCUCGUCAUUGUCAGAGUCAGUCUCGUUGCCGUGCGGCUCCUCAUAAAUGAUGCCGGCUUUUGCGAAAGCUCGAACAACAGUGCAAGCAGACACGUUAGCCCAAGCAUCCGCAAUCCAUUCACAAACUGCGGCGCAACUCGCCCGGCGCUGCCUCCCAGUCUUAGUAAAACUGUGUUCGCCAUCUGUCAUCCAUCGCUCCCACGCCGUUCGCAACUUCACUUUGAACGCCCUGUUUACACCGAUGUCCAGCGGUUGGAGUUCCUUCGUCAAGCCUCCCGGAAUGAUAGCAAGCUCCGAGUUCAUUUGCUGCACUUGGUUUUUCACAGCAGCUGUGAGAUGGACGCGCAUGGAGUCACAGAUCAACAGGGACGGUGACGCAUGGAAAAAAACCAUCUGGUCUCUUUAUGUACAUCUCACUCAGCCACUCUUUCGUUUUCUCCUCGUCCAUCCAGCCCUUUUGAUUGGCCUUAACGAUGACUCCGGCUGGAAACUUCUCUUUAGGCAGCGUCUUCCUCUUAAAAAUUACCAUAGGUGGCAGUUUCUGUCCAUUAACCUGGCAGCCAAGCACAACAGUAAAAGCCGACUUUUCGUGCCCCGUUGUGCGUAGUGCUACCAUGCUGGUCCCCUUCUUCUCGACAGUGUGAUUCACCGGGAUGUCAAAAGUCAGUGGCACCUCAUCCAUGUUGGUGAUGUGGUUGGGCUGGAUGUGUUUGUCGGCAAUCUUUUUACUGUAGUAGGAGCGGAAGAUGGCCAGCUUUUCAUUGUAAUCCACUGCAAGUUGCUGUGCCACGGUAGUCCUUGCCCGGAUGGAAAGAUGCCGCCGUUUCAUAAAAUGAAAGCACCAAGACGGACCUCCUUGAAAAUGUUCAAUUUUCAUUUCUUCUGCAAGCGUUGUUGCCUUCAGUCGAAUGGUGACUGUAGAGACACUUCUCCCAGCUGUUCUUUGAUCAUUAAUCCAUUGCUCAAGUCGGUCUUCCAAUUCGGGCCACCUUGCCUUGUUUCCGCGGAAACUCAGCUUCGUCUUCUUGACUUGGUGAAGCUCAUUUUCCUGCUUCCUCCACUUGCGAACCAUGGAUUCGUUAAUCUUGAAUUCUCUUGUGGCUGCUCGAUUCCCAUGUUCCUCCGCGUAGCUGAUAGCUUGCAGUUUAAACUGUGCUUCGUAAGCUUGUCUCUUCGCAGGUGCCAUUUUAAGGGGUCCUUAGCCAAACCGAUGUUGUUUUGCGUAAUGCACAUACCAGCACUAUAUACCAACUGGGGGCAUGCCUUUAGCAUCUUCUUUCACGCCCACACUUCCCCCUUUAACGUUCUCAUGCUGUCCUCUGUCACGUCCGCCUUUUCUCUAUAUAAGCAGCGUGUCGGCAGGAAAUGCUCUCAGUCAGUCAAGCGGAGCGCUCAUCAAAGUCACACAACAUUUACAGAUUUUGGAACUAGGUGCACACAUAAAGGCGCACCGCAUUGUAAGGCGCUCCGUCCAUUUUGGAGAAAAUUUAAGACUUUUAAGUGCGCCUUAUGGUCGCGAAAAUACGGUACUCUUUUUUUUGUGUGUGUGUGUGGUGGUGGUGGUGGGGGGGGUGUCAGUGAUCAUUACAAGCAAUACAGCUGCCCCAUCUGAACUGUGCUGCUGUAUUCAAACAUGCCUCAACUCUUCAUCAGCAGGAUUAGCUACAAGGAAAAGGCAUUUUAUGCUAUUUUUCAGAUUAGAAGUGUUUAUUAAUAUAUACCAAGAGAAUACUAGUCAUUUUAUGAUUUCACAUGUUGCUUAAAAUGUUUUGCCACAUUUUAAAAAAAGAUUUGAGUAUUUUUUCCCCAACAAACAAAGACUCAAAAUCUUAUUUCUGAUGUGCUAGUAUUUAAUGUUUUCUGACUAUUGUUGGGAGCACACUGCACAAACUUUACACUCAGAAAAUAGUAUGCUGUCUCUGGCCUCUGAUGAGCUGCAACCCACUGUGUGUAUGGCACUAAACUUGUGAUUGACAACUCUUGUCCAACUAGAGAGUUGUCUUCUGACACAACCCCUAUACUUUACAUGAGGACAUUAUUAUUUCUUGUAUUUUCUACAGAUUCUAAAAGAAUCUUAAUGGUAUCAAAACUAGCACAACUGGCUCUCAUUGUCAGUCUCAACUCUCCCCUGUAGUGCCACAGUGCUUCUUUUGAAUCUCUGUAGCUCAGUAUGUGAAAGCAGGCUACGAUUUCAUGUUCCAUUCACUUAGAGUAGCUGCAGAUCAGUAUGCGUGAACAGUGCUUUCAUAGGUGCAAAUUAGGAUUACAUUCACACUGUUGAGCAGGAGUUUGCUGCCUUUCCAGACUUUGUAUUCAUCAUUCUGCAAUCAGUCCCUGCUCGAACUGGGAGAAAGCCCACUGCAUCUCUGCAUACAUGGUUGUGACUGUCCUGCAACUGUAUUGUGGCUUUUUAACAUCAAGGCUGUGUUCCUAAGGCAGCUAAAAUCUGCAUGAAAUGAUAUUAAAUAGGCAAGUGUACACAAAUAGGCUGUCUUCAGAGCUGAACCUGACCUAAGGAUGUGGUGUUUUAUGUUACACUUCAUAGAUACAUUGUAAACUAGGUUUGGAAAAACUUACUCUGAUUAAAAAAAAACAAAAAAAAAACCAUCAUCUGACCACAAUAAUUUACCAACACAUGAAAUGUCAUGCUGGUCCACCAAAAAUGUUCAACUUAUAUUUGCCAAUAAACCAAAAUUUACAUUCAAUCAAUCAAUCAAUCAAUCAAUCAAUCAAUCAAUCAAUCAAUCAAUCAAUCAAUCAAUCGAAGUUUAUUUGUAUAGCCCUUUACAACAGCUGGACAGUGAAUUUUAGACAGUGUGUACCGUAAUUUCCAGACUAUUGAGCGCACCUGAAUAUAAGCCGCACCCACUAAAUUUAAAAAGAAAAACAUUUUUGUACAUAUAUAAGCCGCACCUGUCUAUAAGCUGCAGGUGUCCACGUUGUAACAUGAGAUAUUUACACAGAAAGAUUUUUUUUAACUUUUAAUUAAAUAAAUGCUUUUUUCCGAACAGUGCCUGUAACACGGCAGUAAAACGCACUGAGUCAGUUCUUCACGCUGCCGACUCCAACAUCUUACCAUCGAUUCAUUGAUGCCAAGCUUAUGUGCAGCAGCUCUAUUUUCUUCUUCGACAGGCAGAUCGAUUAUCUUUAACUUCGAAGCCGCAUCAUACGCUAUGCUGCCCUUGCAGCGCGUAGCUAGACAGCUAGCUAACAUUCUCAAGUCUUUAAAUAAUCACACAGGGCCUGCUUUUUCUGUGCUUUACUUCAGCUUGGCUUGCACCAAUAGUGUAAAAAGACAAAUACUCUCCAAGGCAGAAGCGUAGUGAAACAUUAGCAACAAAGGUGAAUUAGCUCUGUCCAUUGCGGCUGUCGGCACUCCACAUGACAGACAUAGCUAACAGGAAAAACAAAGCACCUUCCAAGAUAGGUCAGAGUGCAGAGCGGUGAGAGUGCUCACACUGUCGUCAUUUCUGACACCAAACUAGAACAAAAGCACUCACUCUGACGCUGUUUUAAAAACCUAACUGAAAAUAAACUUUAACUUAUACACUUAACUUUAAAGACAGCACAUACGCAUUUUUUCAUGUGUUUUUCAUGAUGUGUGCAUGAAGCCAAAAUGACUGAUCUGAAGAGUUUAGUGUGAGUGCGUUUGAUUUAAUUCGAACAGUUUCAUUGGUUCAUUAUGACCUGUUUGGUAAUUUCAUUGGUCUGAUGUGACGAGGCUAAACGUAUUGACGGCAUGAAGCUCGCCCAUAAAAAUCUAUGCAUUAGCCGCAUCGUUGUAUAAGCCGUAGGGUUCAAAGCGUGAGAAAAAAGUAGUGGCUUAUAGUCCGGAAAUUACGGUACAUAAAUAUGAGCACAGAAAGAGAAUGUUCAACCUCUUUGUUAAAUAAACACAUUGAGUUAUACAUCAGUGAGAUUAUUGUCUCUGUGAAGAGUAAUAUGUCCAACAAAGGCCUGCUCACAUCAGCAUGUGGAAAGAAUUUAUUUGUGGUAAAGUCAAUCCUUUUCAUGCUAAUUUGCGCUAAAAGAACAAAAAGUCAAAGACUCAAAACAGAGGGAGACACUGAAACAUAUUUCUAUGAGUUUUAACUCUCCUCAAUCAGCACGUAUCAUUGGAACAAAUAAAUGGAGUUAUCCUAUUUUAUUUAUAAAGAUUUAUAAAGAGCUUGAAAACUGCCAGUAAAUUGUUGUUUCUUUCCUUUAAGCAACUGUUUAUUGAUUAAAAUCAUGUACAAUGAAGCUAGUGGUACCAUAUUUCCAUUGACAAGGAUUUUAGUGCUUAGCUAGCUGGGUACAGUUGUUCACCAUCUACACCAGUGAGCAACUGGCAUGUCCUCCAGUCUCUUAUCUAAUGCAAAGAUGAAUUUAGCAGUGUGCCUCUGUCUGGUGUGACUGGAUUUGAAUGCAGACCGAACUCUUACAAUGUAGCAGGGGCAAAAAGAGGUAAUACUCCUCAUAGGAGACAGAAAAAAACUUAACUGAAUAAGUUCUGAAACAACAAACAUAUAAUUUACAUGACUGAUCGCCUGUUUCAUUUCCUGUUUUUAUCUGUAGAGAAUAUCAAACAUGGCCAAUACCAGCUAACAUGAUAGAACAAUUACAAUUUUCUUGAUUGAAAACAAUUCCUGAAGUCUUCUCUCUGUUUUUGUCUCUUAGACGGCCAAUUUUGUGUCUCCUUUUUCAAGUUUUUAGCUGGUGGCAAAACCAUUUUUCCCCCUUCUACUCCAUUAGUUAACUAUGCCCAACAUAGCCAACACUGACAACUUUUGACAGCAGUACACAGCCUAGUUCAUUUGUCCCAAGGGAAUAAAUGGAAACAAGAAUAAUUCACAUUUUGUUUUUUAAAAUGUUUUGCAAAAUUUCAAAAAUAUGUUUUAAAUUUUCCAGACAAUUAUAUGAAAACACAGCUAGUGAAAUCCAGACCAUUAAAAUUCCCAUGGACUUAAGACUGUGCUGUUCCUUUUAAACAAUCCAUGUAUACAGUACAUAAGAAGUUUGGAUACAUUGGGUGUUGUAUAGACUGUGAAAGCAAUAAACUAUUCAUUUAUCUUCCACCACAGUCACUCAGCCUCAUCUCUGAUGCUAGAAGGGGACCAAGAUUUUGUACUGAUCAGGAUUCUGUAUCGCUACUAUUAGUACUAUUUAUGUUGUUACGUUUUAGUCUUUAUUAAUCUGUACCACAGUUGUUUUGUAUUGGCUCUUCUAUUGGCUCUAUAAAUGUCACCUGUACAUACAAAGAAA